This is a messenger RNA of Raphanus sativus (radish), 1179 nucleotides long. RefSeq names its product two-component response regulator ARR8. Gene Ontology annotation, biological process: phosphorelay signal transduction system; cytokinin-activated signaling pathway. The record is from RefSeq and is a predicted model, not a curated record. Bases 354 to 986 code for a protein of 210 amino acids. NCBI's taxonomy places the organism in Eukaryota, Viridiplantae, Streptophyta, Magnoliopsida, Brassicales, Brassicaceae. The transcript is spliced from 4 exons.
CACCAGCUUUUUUUUUUUUGCCAACCUUCUAAAACAACUAUCUAUGGGAAUAGAAAUAACCAAGCAUGUGAUUGGUGUAGCAUAUAUAUUAAUCAAAUCACUCAUCUUCUUAUCUUUAAUCCUAUAAAAUCUUCAUAUAGAUUUCUUUUCAUUAUUUUUAUCCAUCACCAAAGUUUCUUUAUUGUCUCCCUCGUUGUCUUCUCAGAUCAUUACUUCAAUCCCUCAAAACUUGCUUAGUCCGUAACUCAAAGCUAGAUCCAAACUUUAACUCUCUCCCUCUCUCUCUCCAAGUUUUGAGAACGCUCAACAUUUCAAGAAAAACGAAACAGUACAAAAGUUGGAAACUUUGCAUAAUGGGUAUGAUAACAGAGUCAAAGUUCCAUGUUCUGGCUGUUGAUGAUAGUCUCUUUGAUCGGAAAAUGAUAGAGAGAUUGCUGCAAAAGUCUUCUUGUCAAGUAACCACAGUUGAUUCAGGCUCCAAAGCUCUAGAGUUUCUGGGGUUGAGAGAAAGUAACGACCCAAAUGCAGUUGAAACCCAUCAGGAAGUUGAGAUCAAUCUCAUAAUCACAGAUUACUGUAUGCCUGGAAUGACUGGUUAUGACUUGCUCAAGAAAGUUAAAGAAUCAUCAGCAUUUAAAAGCAUUCCCGUAGUGAUAAUGUCAUCAGAGAACGUUCCUGCUAGAAUCUCUAGAUGUCUGGAAGAAGGAGCUGAGGAGUUUUUCUUGAAACCAGUAAAGUUGGCUGAUGUUACCAAGUUGAAACCUCAUAUGAUGAAAACCAAGUUGAAGAAAGAAGGUGAGAAACCAUCAGAAGAAGAGAAUGCAACUUUGAAACCGGUGAUUGAAAUCCUGCCUCUCCACCAAGAACUUGAGUCUGAACAACAUGAAUCAUCAACGUUGAGUAGUAAUAAGAGGAAAGCAAUGGAAGAAGUGAUAUCUACUGGCCGAUCACGUCCUAAAUACAAUGAUAUCACAACCUCGGUCUGACCGGUUCGGUGUCCUGCAGAAGUUUUUGAAAGUUUGAAAACUUUGGUUUCAGAGUUUGUUUUCAUAGGAAUGCUUCUUCCGGUAAAUACAGAGAGAAUGAAGAUAAUAUGUAGAUGAUGAUGGUAAUGGUAACAGUUCUUGAAUUGUUAUUACUGUAUUUCAUUAUAUGAAAAAAAAUCAGCAAAUUCUCAGU